AUGGUUCAUUACAGUCUCAUCCUCGCUGGUCUCUUCUCAGCCACCCUCAGCGCCGCAGUGCCAGCUCCCCAGCCCGAAGCCAAGGGCCUUUACACCAUCCCCGCCGCCGGACUCCCCAACGGCAUGUACGACGUCGACCUCAACGAAGACGGCUCCACACAAUUCACCCUCGUCGACGCCGCCGACACCACCUCCGCCUACCACGCGCGCAACCUCCUCGCCCGCGACAACGAGGGCCCAGGCUGCGGCACCAAGCGGCUCAGCACCUCCGACAUCCAGCAAGCCUCGAACCAAUGGAUCAACUUCUGCGGCGGCGGCACCAAGUGGUCCGGUCGCUCGAAAGCCUUUUACUACAACGGCGUCGUUGCGUAUGGCUGCUCCUACGGCGGGGAUCAGGGCUGCAACAAGGAUAUGAUGGCCACGCUUUACGGCAAGAUUGCGGGUGCAUGCGGCUCUGAUGUGGAAGGGUACUAUUCUUUCCCCCAGUUCAAGGCUGGCUAUGGGUACACUGUGUCGAACGGUGGAAGCUUUUGUUAG
Molecule: messenger RNA, 537 nt
Organism: Alternaria infectoria
Lineage: Eukaryota; Fungi; Ascomycota; Dothideomycetes; Pleosporales; Pleosporaceae
Exons: 1
Coding region: 1-537 (178 amino acids)
Source: RefSeq, a predicted model, not a curated record